Daphnia pulicaria is the source of this 551-nucleotide messenger RNA. Its product is annotated as histone H3.3-like. Gene Ontology annotation, molecular function: protein heterodimerization activity; DNA binding; structural constituent of chromatin. Lineage: Eukaryota; Metazoa; Arthropoda; Branchiopoda; Diplostraca; Daphniidae. Bases 1 to 459 code for a protein of 152 amino acids. Gene Ontology annotation, cellular component: nucleosome. The transcript has a single exon. The record is from RefSeq and is a predicted model, not a curated record.
AUGGUUCGUAUAAAGCAGACUGCUCGUAAAUCGACUGGUGGUGCAGCGGCGGCUGCGGCCCAAAUUGCAGCUGCCCAGCAGCAGGCCCAUCUAGCCCGGAAGAGACUUGGAGGAAAAGGAUCAAAGCUUACUGCCCGUAAAACGAUUAAAGAAGAAGGUGCGAAGAAGAAGAAGGAGCGUUAUCGUCCAGGUGCCCUUGCGUUGAAGGAGAUACGUCGCUACCAAAAUUCGACCCAUCUUCUCAUUCCAAAAGUUCGGUUUCAACGACUUGUUCGCGAAAUCUCCAAUGAAUUCAAGUUGAACUUGCAAUUUCAGAGCGGUGCCAUUGGCACCUUGCAAGAGGCUGGUGAGGCUUAUUUGGUGGGCUUAUUCGAAGACACCAAUUUGUGUGCUCUUCAUGCAAGUCGUGUCACCAUCAUGCCGAAAGACAUCCAGUUGGCACGCCGUAUACGAGGAUAGAAGAUCAAAAACCCCUUUACCAAUCUUAAGACUAUUACCAAACAAAAACAACGGCCCUUUUCAGGGCCACCAGUUAAUUCAGAAAGGAAUUG